AUGUUUCCCGGAGCGGCAGCUCGUCAGGGCAAGUUCACUCUCAUCAUACCCUCCUCAACGCCCUCUCUAACAAGCCAUCCCAUACAGAAAGCCCUCCGCUCCUUCUUCGGCAUCGGCGAGCUACGAUGCAACAUGCUGAUGGCCCGAUUCCACAUCCAUCCCACCGCAACCAUCGGCGAGCUAGCAACUAAGCAAGUCCUGGACCUGACGGGCGCAUUGUCCAACAUGAAGAUCGAGAACGACCUGAAGCGAGAGAUACUCAACAACAUUAAGAGAUUGAAGGAUACUGGAACGUAUAGAGGAAGGAGACAUGCCCUCAACCUGCCAGUUAGAGGACAGAACACUAGGAGCCAGAUUAAAUCCGCGAUUGAAUUCAAUCGUAUCGACAGGCAGUUAUGA
Molecule: messenger RNA, 399 nt
Organism: Arthroderma uncinatum
Lineage: Eukaryota; Fungi; Ascomycota; Eurotiomycetes; Onygenales; Arthrodermataceae
Product: putative mitochondrial 37S ribosomal protein SWS2
Exons: 3
Coding region: 1-399 (132 amino acids)
Biological process (GO): translation
Cellular component (GO): small ribosomal subunit; mitochondrion; ribosome
Molecular function (GO): RNA binding; structural constituent of ribosome
Source: RefSeq, a predicted model, not a curated record